Molecule: messenger RNA, 522 nt
Organism: Pseudoliparis swirei
Lineage: Eukaryota; Metazoa; Chordata; Actinopteri; Perciformes; Liparidae
Product: protein preY, mitochondrial-like
Exons: 2
Coding region: 29-364 (111 amino acids)
Source: RefSeq, a predicted model, not a curated record
GUCGGGGAGUUUUCGCUCGCUCGUCCUCAUGUUUCGUCGUGUUGCGGUUAGACUGGUGACGGAAACGGGUCGUGUGAAGAAUGCUGCUCUGAUACAGAGGCUAACGGACCCGUCCGCGUCGGCCCGGAGCUUUUCGGAAGUGAAGGAGGCGGAGCAGCCGCCUUUCGACGAGUCUCUUCUCGAGUUGUUGGUGUGUCCGCUGUCCAAGAAGCCGCUGAGAUACGAGGCCGAGACCAACGAGCUGGUCAACGAGGAGCUCGGCAUCGCCUAUCCCAUCAUCGACGGCAUCCCCAACAUGAUCCCGCAGGACGCAAGACUCCUCCAGAAAGACGCGGGCGCCUCAACCUCACCGACGCUGGGCUAGAGCCUCCACCGAGACGAACGAGACACCGCAGCCGGACCCCGCUCGGCUCCCACUGACACCUCCACCGGGCCCCGCUCGGCUCCCACUGACACCUCCACCGGGCCCCGCUCGGCUCCCACUGACACCUCCACCGGGCCCCGCUCGGCUCCCACUGACCC